Canariomyces notabilis is the source of this 1770-nucleotide messenger RNA. RefSeq lists its product as uncharacterized. Lineage: Eukaryota; Fungi; Ascomycota; Sordariomycetes; Sordariales; Chaetomiaceae. The record is from RefSeq and is a predicted model, not a curated record. Bases 192 to 1694 code for a protein of 500 amino acids. The transcript is spliced from 4 exons.
UCAAUACCAAUACGAGAAAAGCAUCUGUCCGGCUGUCCUCGUUUUCCUUUGUCGACUUUCCUGUCAGAGACGGAUGCAAUGGGCAGCAGCAGAAACAAGCUCAAAGACACUUAACAGAGCACUGCUUACCACAAGCAUCACAACGACGUGAACGACGCGCACAUCAAUCAGUCGAUCCUCCAAGAGCGAAAAUGGAGAAUAUGGUGGGGCUUCCGCCUAGUUACUCCUGGUCCCCACCCGCGACCGGAGAUCAGUGCCAAUCACAAGCCCAAGCACAGCUGCCACGACCCAAGGGGCCAUGGAAAUGGCUACAAUGGUUCCGGAAGAAAAGGCUAUCAACAGAGGGAAAGGUGGUUCAAGGCUCAAGUUGCAAGACCAAGCAAAGCAUCAUGGGGAGAUUUGGGUUCCUUCGAAAGUCAAGCGACAAGGACAAACCAGACAAAAGCUCCGAUCCCUCGAGUUCAAACCCUUAUCUCCAACAGCAAUCGCCUUCUCAAUACGAUGGCAACCAGUACUACGCCGAAAACUCGCAGCGUAAUGCCGGGCCGCCGGGCGGAUCCCGCGUGGGCUUGCCGUCCAGUGUCCGCCCUAGUGGCCUUCCGAAUAGAAUGAUAGGCCCCGAAAGCCGCAGUGACACAUUUGGCAGCAACAAGACUGCUCCUCCGCCUUAUCGGGAAGACAGCCCUUCGCCUCCCGUCUAUUCAACGGGAGGCAGCAGUCCUGCCCCUGGUUUCAACUCGGUUAACCCUUCGAUGGGAUCUGGGUAUCCGAGAGACAAGUUCGGAGCUGCAGACGGCUUCGGAGGCCAGAGAUACGGCAGCACCGAGGCGCAAAACAGCCAGUUCUCCUCACGCCCUGCUGCCGCUGGAGGCGGAUACGGCGGGCUGAGUGGUUCCACUGGGGGUUCAUUUGCCAAUUACGAUGGCUUCAAUUCUACGGUUCCCUCAUCCGGACUUCCAGCAAACAUGGAGGAAAUGACCGAGGAAGAGAGAGAGGAAGCUAAAGUCCAGAUGACCAAGAAUGCGAUUGUCGACGAGUUGCGUGCCACUUUAAACACUGGCGAGCGCACUGAAGCCAAAUUUGAUGACGGCAUUGCUAUGCUCGGCAGCUUGACCAAGACGCUGUUGGAGCAAGGAGAUAGCUUACAGCACACCAAAAAGAGUCUUGUAGCAUCACAGGGCGAGGCUGGCAUAAGCCAGCUUAACAUGGCCGACCUGGAGAUCGCCAAGAAGAGCAUUGCGAAUCCCGCGAGCUGGAUACAGAACAGCAGCUCCCGUACUGCAGCGCGGGAACAAAAGAAGAAGAUGGUGCAGCUACAAAAUGAGCAGAGGUUGGAGCAAUUGGAUCGGGAUGAAGUCCAGUCGAGGCAGAAUCUCGAGAAACUGAAUCAGCUCCUCGAGCAAGGGACGCGACAAAAACCACUUCUUGGUUCCAAUAAGCAGAAGAACCAUUCCGCUUUUGAGUUCGAGGACGACACCGGCGAACAGAGGGAGUUGAACGAACAGAUUGACGCACUAGUACCCAGGUUGGAACAAAAGGCUCGCGUCCUUAACCAAAUUGCCGUUCUCCAACGCGGGGUGAUCGAUCAACAGCUUGUGGAAGUUUCAUCCAUGACGGAACUUGCUGAUACUGCUCGGGACAGUAUCGCGCGAAACCAGCAGCGAAUGGACACCAAGUUUGGGCGGUAUCGGUGAUCAUCUUUUCCUCGCCUAUUCAAUGCAUGUCUUUAUUCCCAGGUUCAUUACGGUAUUGGCUCUGAUAUCAGCCUCA